Messenger RNA from Amborella trichopoda, 2633 nucleotides. It is a transcript of the gene ECT5, whose product is annotated as evolutionarily conserved C-terminal region 5. Gene Ontology annotation, molecular function: mRNA binding. The record is from RefSeq and is a predicted model, not a curated record. Gene Ontology annotation, biological process: mRNA destabilization. NCBI's taxonomy places the organism in Eukaryota, Viridiplantae, Streptophyta, Magnoliopsida, Amborellales, Amborellaceae. Gene Ontology annotation, cellular component: cytoplasm.
AGAGUUACUUUCUCUCUCUACCCUUGACCUAGAAUCCUAGAUCUUUCCUCAAGUAACCUAAGAGCACCUUACUACAACUGCUCUCAUGGCAUAUAGCAUAUAAGCCCUUGCCUUAGAGCCAACGGUUUGUGUCUUUCUCUCUCUGCGCUUCUCUCUUUUUCUCUCUAUUUCUUCCAUCGUUUUUUGUUCAAAACCCUUGAAAAUGGCCGCCGCUCAACAGGCAACCGACCGUAUCACCACGAAUGAGCCUACUGAGUCAUUGAACAUAUUGGCACUUGAUGAUGAGGGAAAAUCUUCCAAAGCUGAAGAUGCAAAGGAACAGCCUCUAUCCACCAAAGGUGAGGGCUUGGAGUCCUCUGAAGCUCAAUUGGAUGCAACCACCGUUGUUCCUUCUAGGGAUGGGAGUGGCCAACCUGGAUCAGUUGAUGCCAGUGGAGAUUCUGGUUCAUUCUAUCCACCCAAUGUUUAUGCUCCUCAGGCAUAUUAUAUUGGAGGUUACGAUGCUCAUGUUGGUGAGUGGGAUGAGUAUCCUCCAUAUGUAAAUGCCGAAGGCAUGGAAGUCGGCUCUCCGGGUGUCUAUAAUGAGAACCAAUCCGUUGUAUACCAUCCAAGCUUUGGGUAUAACCCUCAAAUGCCCUACGGCCCCUACUCUCCAGCUACAACCCCUUUGCCAUCCGUUAGGGGAGAUGGGCAGCUCUAUCCCCCACAACAGUAUUCAUUUGCAGGUCCAUACUAUCAACAACCAGUUCCACCUGGCUUACCAUACAUUAAUUCCCCAACACCUUUAUCUCAGGCUGAGCUCUCUAGUCCAUCAGCAAUUGAUCAACAACAAGGUGGUUUCCUUGCUGAUGCUUCAAAUACAAAUGCAAUUCCAUUUGGGCCAAGACCCAACUACCCAGUUCCCUUUGGGUCAUUUGGUAGAGGUAGCUUGGGUGGAAAUAGUGGAAACCCUACUUAUUACAAUGCAAGGCAAGGUUAUGAUGGGUUUGGAAAUGGGUCUUGGUCUGAUUGGUCUAAAGCUCCUGAUGGUCAUCACAGGUCUUUGACUGGUUUGGCAUCGCCAACCUCUUCUUCACAACCAAUGGCUGCACUUGGAUCAUUCGGGCACAGCAUUGCACCUCUGUCACCUGCUACAACUUCUCAGCAACAGAGACCACUCUAUGGCAUCGGGGGCACGCAAAGCUCGUACAGCAGAGGUUAUCCACAAAGCAGAAUCUAUCAAAGUGGUAGUUUUGGAAGGUCUUCUCCUGCUCUUGGAGCCAUUGGUAGGAGUUGGAUUGCUGUUGAGAAGAGCAGGAGGAGAGGUAGAGGUGGUGGAUCUUUGUGCAACUGCAAUGGCACCAUUGAUGCCCUCACUGAGCAGAAUAGGGGGCCAAGGAUGUCAAGAUCAAAGAAUCCGCAAGGAGAUCAGAACUCAUCAGCUGAUACCAAAAAUGGUACAUCAGAAAGCAAUGAAUUAUAUAACCGGCUCGACUUUAAUAUUGAGUACAAAGAUGCGAAGUUCUUCAUAAUAAAGUCGUAUAGUGAAGAUAAUGUCCACAAGAGCAUUAAGUAUGGGGUUUGGGCUAGCACAGCCAAUGGGAACAGGAAGUUGGAUGCCGCCUAUCGGGAAUCCAAGGAGAAAGAUGGGCAUUGCCCCGUUUUCCUUCUUUUCUCAGUAAAUGCUAGUGCGCAGUUUUGUGGGGUAGCAGAGAUGAUGGGUCCAGUUGAUUUUGAGAAGAGUGUGGAUUAUUGGCAACAAGACAAGUGGAGCGGUCAGUUCCCUGUCAAGUGGCAUAUUGUUAAAGACGUUCCCAACAGUCAGUUCCGCCAUAUUAUCCUUGAGAACAAUGACAACAAGCCUGUUACCAACAGUAGAGACACUCAGGAGGUAAAACUAGAGCAGGGCCUCGAAAUCCUGAAAAUAUUCAAGAACUACAACUCUAAUGUCUCGAUUCUCGACGAUUUUGAGUUCUAUGAAACCCGCCAAAAAGCCAUGCAAGAGAGAAAAGCAAGGCAGCAACAAGCAGCCCUAGCUGAGCACACAAAACCAGCCUCCUCUGCACUCUCCGGUGAGAAACAAGCUACCCCACAAGACAAAAACCAGACAGCAGUUCCAUUUUCUAGCGAUGUGGUGAAGCAAUUGCCAAAGACAUUUGCCAAUGUAUUGAGGUUGGGAGAAGCAAAAGUUGCCGGAAAAGAAAACCCGUCUCCUGAAAAGGUCAGAGCCCAAGUUGGAGACGAAGUGUCGGCAACCACGUCAAGUAGCUAACAUGGGGCUGCUUUCUCUUCCGAGGAAUAUGAUGCUGCUUUCUCUCUCUAGCCAGAAUUUCAGAUGGUCCGCAAAGUUUCUUUCUAGAAAGGGGAGAAUUGAUGGAGUGGCACUAUGGAGGCCUGAAGAUGUGCGAGAGUUGGCAGAGGGGAGUUUCUGGUUGUUUCUCUCUCUAUAUGUAACAUAGUUUUUCUUUGCUUCUUGCUUUUUUACCUUUUUCUUUUUCUUUUUUGCGUUUUGUAUCUUGAGGUGUUCAAGUGAGAGAAGCAGUUAUUUGAAGCUGCUCGAUGCCGAGUCGUCUCCUCUCUGUAAAUUUCUCUCUACCCCAGCUUGAAAGGCUGAUGAAUAAAAAGAAUGAUGCCUUGAGAGUGUUUCUCUUUCA